UCAGUGAGGGUACUCGUUGCCACAAAAGCAAAGCCUAACAAGGAUGUUGGAAGCUCACUUGACAGAGAAUUUUUCAAAAGCUUCUUGAAUGUUCUAAAGCGUCCACAAAAUGCUGGGAGGUUCAACUUCACCACACAGUUUCCUAACUACAGAGAAGUAACUUACAAGCCAAAUUUUCAAAAUAAAACACUGGGGAAACCUGUUGUGUUUGACAUGGACAUGAGUGCAGGCGAUUUUCUAGCUCUAUUUUACCUCCUAAAAGUGCCGGUUCAAGUAAUCGACCUUAAGGCAAUCAUUGUCAGCCCUACUGGAUGGGCUAGUUCAGCAACAAUAGAUAUCAUCUAUGACAUACUUCACAUGAUGGGUCGUGACGAUAUCCCAGUUGGUCUAGGAGAUGUUUUUGCAACGAAUCAGUCAGAUCCAAUAUUCUCAGCUGUUGGAGAAUGCAAGUAUGUUAAGGCCAUUCCUCAUGGAAGUGGGGGGUUACUCGACUCUGACACUCUUUAUGGUCUUGCUCGUGAUCUACCACGCAGCCCAAGAAGGUAUACAGCAGAGAAUUCUGUGAAGUUUGGGGCUCCUCGGGAUACGGAUCACCCUGAACUAAGACAGCCACUAGCCAUGGAAGUUUGGGAGUCUAUAUUGCAAACAACUAAACCCAAGUCUAAGAUUACAGUAUUAACCAAUGGACCCUUGACUAAUCUGGCAAAGGCUGUAUCAAUGAAAAACAUGAGCUCUAGAAUUGAGGAGGUCUAUGUAGUGGGGGGACACAUAAGCAGCAAUGCAAAUGACAAGGGAAACAUCUUUUCAGUUCCUUCCAACCAAUAUGCAGAAUUCAACAUGUUCCUUGAUCCUUUAGCAGCCAAGACAGUGUUUGAAUCAAAAGUUAACAUGACACUCAUUCCACUGAGUACACAGCGCAGAGUAAGUUCGUUUCCAAGCAUCAUAGGCGAGUUGCGAAGGACACCAAGAACACCCGAGGCUGUGUUUUCCGAGCGUCUAUUGUCAACUCUAUACCGUUUAAAGCGAACCCAUUACAGAUAUCAGCAUAUGGACACAUUCUUGGGGGAAAUUCUUGGUGCAGUUGUGUUGGGUGAUAGGCGUUCAGGUCUUGAUCCAAAGUUUAAGGUGAAGGAAGUUAAAGUGUUGGCUGAUGGUGAUGAAUGGAGUGAUGGAAGAAUUGUGGUGGAUGAGAAAGGUGGAAAAUUAGUGAGAAUUUUAAGCAGUGUGGAUGGGAAGGCUUAUCAUAGUUUGUAUGCAAAAAAGCUUGGCUAUGAGGAGCAGUCAGCUAAGAUUGGAAGCUUUAAGGACCAACAGAGAAAAUGGAGUUAUCAUCACAGUGAAAACUAGACACUACCUCUGAAGCCAUCUUGAUCAUAUCAAAGGGUGAUAGUGCAUCACAAUGUCUUAAGUUCAAGCUAUUCACAUAUGCCAAUUGUUAACUUACAAGUUAUUUAAUCAGAUAAUAAGAUUAUUUACCAAAUAAAAGUAUUUAUUAAACAAUUUUAUUUAUUAAUUUAUACCAUUUAUCUAUGCAC
Molecule: messenger RNA, 1535 nt
Organism: Cajanus cajan (pigeon pea)
Lineage: Eukaryota; Viridiplantae; Streptophyta; Magnoliopsida; Fabales; Fabaceae
Source: RefSeq, a predicted model, not a curated record